Messenger RNA from Thelazia callipaeda (thelaziosis nematode), 603 nucleotides. NCBI's taxonomy places the organism in Eukaryota, Metazoa, Nematoda, Chromadorea, Rhabditida, Thelaziidae. The record is from the annotation of a GenBank genome assembly.
AUGUGCUUUCGUACAAAGGAAAAAGCUAAAAACGGCAGAAACAAACAGCAAAACCGCAAGACGAAGACUCUUGAUGAGAAGGAGGAAACAAAAGUAGGACAUAACGACGGAAUUUCACAUCAGGUUGUAUUAGUUGUAAAGACAGUACGGGACAUGGAGUACCAUAGCUUAGAAAUGAUUUUUGUUGUACUGCAUUCAGUCAAGUAUAGCACAGUACCAGCAAUCUCCCCUACUAGUAAAUAUAAUCAGUGCAAUAUCUGUACUGGUCGCCUGCUUCAUACUUCCAAUGCUUGCAAUAAUUCUACACCAAAAGGCACAGACAAAAGACAUGCGAAAAACAAAAGUAGAAAACCAACUGCCGAUUUCAUAGUAGCAGAUGCUCGAAAAAUUGAAUCUGAUGAAAAGAGGAGUGAGACGAAUGAUGUCAAGCAAGAGGAAUCAGAUGAAGUCCAGCCACAGUUCCACAACUCAUUCAUUGCGGAAUAUACUCAGAGUGACACAUCGGAGAGUAAGGCAUCAGUCAGCGGCCAGUCGGAAUCAGUAAUAUUCGACAAUACACUAGAUGGAGUACCAACUGACAUGCCUGAAUACCAUCCAAAAUGA